Entrophospora candida is the source of this 885-nucleotide messenger RNA. The record is from the annotation of a GenBank genome assembly. NCBI's taxonomy places the organism in Eukaryota, Fungi, Glomeromycota, Glomeromycetes, Entrophosporales, Entrophosporaceae.
AUGCCUAUUAAUUCACUUCAUCAAAAAACUUCCCAACGGUCAUUUGAACCAUUAUUUUAUAAUGACAAUGACAAUAAAAGCACUACAGAUUCAAUUUCAACUGAUGGAGACGAUGAAGGCAACUUUGAUAUAAUAUGCGAUGAAUUUAAAUUUAUUAAUGGUAGAAUGUUUGUUAAUUUAGAAAAUUCUUGUCAAAUUGUAGCAUCAAUCUCAAAUAUGGAAAUAUUGGAAAUACUAUACGAACAUGUAUGGGGAGGAAAGUUUUCGGCUCCAGUCCAAAACGAAUUAAACAAUAUGUGUGUAUUGGACAUCGGAUGCGGGUCAGGAGGUUGGAUAGCAAGUUUAGCAGAAUUGUAUCCAAAAUCAACAUUUAUUGGGAUUGACAUUAUGGAUUUCAAACGAGAAGAUUUACCGAAUCUAGCAUUUAUCAAGAGUAAUAUAUUUGACGGGUUACCAUUUCCCGACAACACAUUUGAUUAUGUACAUCAAAGUAAUAUGAUGCUUUCGAUCCGAAAAGAUCAAUGGCCAUUUAUUAUUGAUGAAAUUAUAAGAGUCACUAAACCAAAUGUUGUGGCUUAUUUAAAAGUAUGUGGGAUAAAUACCAAAAUAAAUAAAGAACUUGAAAGUAUGUUGUUAGGGACAAACAAAAUCGUCGAUAUUGGAAUAAAUAGUAAAGGUAUACCGUUAGGAAGUUGGGGUGGUUAUAUAGGGGAACUUUUUUUAAAAAAUAUAACUGAAUUACUUUCAGCAAGAAUUUCAAGUAUUCUUGAUUUUAUGUGUAUGACAGAAAAGGAUUUGAAAGAGAUUAUGGAAAUAGCUCCCUUAGAAUACAAUAAACAUAAAUCAUAUGCCAAAACUUAUAGGAUUUAUGGAAGAAAAAUUUAA